CAGAGAGAGGCCGCAACUCGCGCCUUACGGAAACUUUGCGACGAAGGCUUACAUCAGAGACGUGCGUCACGGACUAUACGGUAAGUCGACGUGCAGGCGGAAAGUCCGAGCCUACCUGCUGCUGACGACGGCCGCACUUUCUCGAAGAAACGGCGACAGCCUCGGAAUUCGAGGCACGAUUUUCGGAUUGACCGUACAAGACGGACUAUACGUACGCGGUGGAUGCAUUUUUUUUUCUAGGGCUUUCCUGAAAAGUCAGUGUGUGACAGUGAGUGACUGAGAAAAUCGAGACCCAUCGAAGACGACCACGUGUCCCGGUGACGUCAAGAGCGAUACCCUCUGCGGAUACAAGGAUACCACUCUCUCGAAAAAGACUAAUUAGUGCGUUCGGCUGAGGACUACUGCGCCGCGGGACGCUGGACUCGCAAUUUCUCCGCGGACCUAUUCGUCCACCGGUAACAUCGCCUACAAGGGAUUCCAGUGGAUCGCUUUGGAAGAUUGUUUCAAGUAGGCCAAGCAGCCUCACUGGUGAACAGUCAUCACAAGCGGGGACUACGAACCCGUGACAAACAGAGAGGAGGCAUGCGCACUCGGCCGGAGGCGCGCAACUCGGCCUGAUCGCGUCCAUGCUGUGCCCCGUCCUGGCGGUGUCGUGGGCGCUGCUGGUGGCGGCGGUGCUUCCUCCCGCUUGCCGGGCCAGGGCCGUCACGGGAGGAGGCGACGACCCGGAGCGCGCCCGCGCCAUCGAACUAAUCAAGGGUCGCAUACUGGCAGACCUGGGACUGUCCAGCGCGCCCACCGGCCACGGCCGCGCGGCCUCCGACAGCCUGCACAUGGAGCACAUGAUGCGAGUCUACCGGCGCAGCCUCCACCGGCCGCCGGAGGAAGGAGGACGGAGGCGAGGCAGGAAGGGCCUCGCCCGAGGAGCCGCCAAGGAGGUCACGCACUACUACAGCUUUAAGAGCGAAGGGAGGGCGUUGCAGAUGGCCCGCAAGGGUCGGGCCUCGCUGCAGCACAUCCGCUUCCCCAUCCACAUCGCCAGCGGACGGCCGCGCGCCGCCAACGCCACGGCGCGCAGCUACAGCGUGCGCUACGCGCGGCUCCGGCUGCGCAUGAUGAGCCGGCGGCCGACGCUGGUGCGCAUCUACCAGCUGAUGGAGCCCGGUUGCGCUUCGUGUGAGCGGCGGCUCAUCAACAUCCGGCGACUGUCCCGCAAGGGCCGCCACCGGAUGGACGUCGCCGAAGCGGUCCAGUCCUGGAUCGACCGGCCCGACUCGAACCACGGCCUGGACAUCGAGUGCAAGCCGGCGUGCCGGCUGUCGCGCGACUCCGCGCUGGACGUGGAAGUAGCCGAGGUUCUGAACCGGUCGCACCGCAGCUACCGCAACGGGCCCGCGGGCGUGCUGCUGCAGCACCACCGCGCCAUCGACUGCUCGCACGGGCCGGACAACCAGACGGACCUGUGCUGCCGCCACUCGCUCAAGGUGUCGUUCGCCGAGAUCGGCUGGCACUGGGUGGCCGAGCCCAAGGAGUUCGACGCUUACAUGUGCAAGGGACGCUGCCCCAACGACAACCGAAACUUCAACAGCACGCACGCGCUCGUGCAGAGCCUGAUGAGCGAGCGCGCCGACGUGCCGAGCCCGUGCUGCGCGCCCAAGUCGCUUAAGGGACUGAGCCUGUUGUACCAGGACGGGCCCGACUCGGACCUCUAUACCGUGGCUACGCAGCAGGGCAUGGUGGUCGAGGAAUGCGCCUGCCUCUAGAGCGGGACGACCCGCCCACUCCGCGGGGCGCGAACCAAAGAUUACUGUGUGCGUGAAGCCACGGGAUAUAUUUACAUCUGGGCAAGAACGCGGCGGGCCCUGGGCGCGACGGCGUGCGAUGCCCCAGAAAGCUUAUGGGCGCAUUCCAGAUGCGCCAGUCAUCUGUAGGCUUAACUUCUAAGAGUGACGGACGUGCUUAAUUUUUGGAACUGCACAUAUGCGAGCAGACUGGACACCACAUAAGAUACGGACAAGAAGUAUCUGUUGUCCGUCUGUCUUCUUUGUGGUGUCCCUUCUGCACCAGACACGUGCUGACAGCCAGAAGAUGCGCUAGUUCUUGUUAGGCUUAGCUUCUAAGAGAGACAAACGUACUUAAUUUUGGAGCUAUACAUACGCGAGCACAUUGGACACCACAGAGGAUACAGACAAGAGGCAACUGUUGCCCGUCUGUCUUCUUUGUAGGGUGUCCCUCCUGAGCACACAUUUCCUUCUAAGAACUGACAAUUAGCAAAAUGUCGUGUCGUUUUCGAGUGCUUGUUUUAAAGGCAUAUAAAAUUACAAUGCAGGGGGAGUUAUACAUGUAACCUGCAAAAAAAAAAGCGCAACAUUGUUUCUGCUAUAUGGCUCUCAUGAGAGACAUAUAGCCGAUUGCACUGCGUUGCGAUCAUGUUCGGAGAUGGCGAUGUAAGUCGACUCCAGAAGGAGUCGAGAACUACCGCAUAACUUAGAGUAUUAUGAAAGGACAGUUGUCGGUCUUAUGUAAAGCGUAUGUUUGCCGGUCAGCCUCAGCCUCGCUACCAAGGUUCGCCUCGCUUUGCCAAAGAACAACCUUGUUGUCGUCAUUGUCGUUCUCAGUGUGUACAAUCGAAGGACUAUAAAGAAAAAUCCAGCAACCUAACGAAGAGAUAAGCAAAUGUCAGCGCACCAGGGUACGGUGUCAUGUUCCUUCCGAGGCUAAUUUCCUCUCAAAGCCUCUUAGUUUCUUCCUCAAACCUUUUUUUUUUUCUAGUUGCGCGCGUCGCGCGGCCGUCCUUCUAGUGUUCAAAAUGACCUGUGAUAAAGCGCCGUCCGCCUGGGACGUCGCGACGGGACGUUAGGACGCGCGCGACAUUUUUUUUUUUUAGGCAACGGAUUCGCCUUGGUGAAGUGGGGCCUCCGUUCCUAGACACUGCGUGCUUGGGCGUUGUACAAUUUCUCGCGAAUGCUGCAUGCCUUGCUCAGUGGAAGCGCAACGUUGUAAAGGUAUACGGCAACGUAAAACCCCUCAGUCAUCGUGUUUUCAUCGACGUUCACGACCCCCUUUCUCGUCCCACGUCAACUCGCACAAGACUCUGUUUUGCCAGCUCAACGCAGUGGGGCGCGAGCGCUCAUGGCUCUAGACUAAUCGGGAGAGAGAAGUGAUGACGUACAUCCACACUGUGCCUCACCGCUCUGUCUCGUGUCGUCAUCUGUCAACGUCGUGCUGUGCUUGCACGUGGAAAACCACCAGCGACGUCUUGUGUCGAAGCUGCUUUUAUUAUUAUUUUUUUUUGUUACAAGUUUGCAGGCACUGCUUGAAGACCUCUUAAUUGUGGAACUACAUUCUCGUGUACAAACUGCCCUGUGUAAAGCCGCCCUGUGUACACAGGGCAGAUUUUCUCGCGCUAAAUAUUUAUUGUGCCACUGCGCUGACCUCGCUAGACGGAGUAAUGUGCACAGUGCGGUUUGGGCGUUCAUGUUAUUGCGUAGUGGCAUCAUGAGCGAAGUCAACGAGAUGACACCCCACGCGAAGAUACCAGAAAUGAAAGUGUAUUGGACCAUGGAGGCACUUUGUGCCCCGUCUUCUCAAUGUGUUAUAUAAAGUAUGCGAGAAAAAAAAAAGUGGUUUAUGUUGUUUCCCCGAAGACUGUGUGUACCAAUAAAAUAAACCUCAAGCAUGUUAAGCAUGUGUUGACUGACAUUUAUGAAGAUGCGAAAGUAGCACAUAUUUUGAUAGUGAGGAAGCAGGAAAUUUGACAGCACAGCAUAGAUAUAGC
This is a messenger RNA of Rhipicephalus sanguineus (brown dog tick), 3778 nucleotides long. RefSeq names its product bone morphogenetic protein 4. Gene Ontology annotation, molecular function: growth factor activity; cytokine activity. NCBI's taxonomy places the organism in Eukaryota, Metazoa, Arthropoda, Arachnida, Ixodida, Ixodidae. Gene Ontology annotation, cellular component: extracellular region. The record is from RefSeq and is a predicted model, not a curated record. Gene Ontology annotation, biological process: SMAD protein signal transduction; BMP signaling pathway. The transcript is spliced from 2 exons. The coding region runs from base 627 to 1763 and encodes 378 amino acids.